UUCAUUUUCGGAACGACUUUUUUAAAAUUAUUUUGACAAGAGUGCGGGGUGUAAACUGAUGAAGUAAGCAUCAUUAUACCGAAAUUUAACUGUAAAACACCAAACUAUACAAUCCCUAUCUGAUCUUGCCGCCAAAUCUUGGACAGAAAAAGAUGACCGUUAGGCUCAGAGCCGCCAGAAAUUCAAUCGACCUUUCCUCAAGAACCCUUGAAAAGUUCAUCAAAACCCAGAGAAAUCUUGCCAGGCCAACUCCAAAACUCUGGUCUGAUACCGAUAAACGAGUGCCCAGCCAUCUAGACCAUGAUGGGGUGCAGAUUUUAGAUCUUAGCCACCCCAUGCUGCGCAUUUUAGACUCUAUCAGUCCUAAUCUCUACCAUUUCAAUCAAAUUUAUACCCAACUCGUUGUCUCGGGCCUCAUUCAACACCCACUUGCUUCCGGCAGAGCAAUUAAAAAACUCUGUUCUUCUCAAUCGACACUUCCUUAUGCCAUUAAAAUAUUUGAUAAUCUUGAAAACCCAGAUGCUUUUUUAUGUAAUACUAUAAUUAGAGGAUAUGUGAGAUUCAAUGACCCAAAAAAGGCAUUGGCCUUUUACUAUAAUGGAAUGGUUAAAAAUUGCAUCUUUCAGAAUAAUUAUACUUUUCCUAUAUUAGUUAAAGCUUGUGCUGAUAUGGGUUUGUUAGAAGAAGGGAUAAAGAUUCAUUGUUGUGUCGUGAAAUGUGGGUUUGAGUUGGAUUUGUUUGUUAGGAAUGCUCUGAUUCAUAUGUAUUCUGUUUGUUUAAAAAUUUGGGAUGCAAGGAAGGUAUUUGAUAUAUGUUCUGAGUCAGAUUUGGUAACAUGGAACACUAUGAUUGAUGGGUAUGUGAAGAAUGGAGAACUGGGUUUUGCAAGGCAGAUUUUCGAUGGGAUGCACGAAAGGGAUGUUUUUAGUUGGAAUUCAAUGAUUACAGGGUAUGUAGGGGUUGGGGAUAUGGUGGCGGCAAAGGAGUUGUUUGAGGAGAUGCCUUCUCGUGAUGGUGUUUCUUGGAAUUGUAUGAUUGAUGGCUAUGCCAGGUCUGGAAAUAAAGAUGGAGCGAGGAUGUUGUUUGAUCAAAUGGAUUGCCGGAAUAUGGUUUCUUGGACUUCUAUGUUGGCUCUUUAUGUGAGGUUGAAGGACUAUUCUGAGUGUUUGAGAUUGUUUGAUGAGAUGAUGGUGGAAGGAGAUGUUCAGCCGAAUGAGGCUAUACUUGUAAGUGUUCUGAUCUCUUGUGGACAUCUGGGAAGGCUUGAUCGAGGUCAAUGGAUUCAUUCUUAUAUAAAAGGUAGUGAACGAAUCAAGCCAGAUGUGUUGCUUAUGACAACUCUCUUGACAAUGUUUGCAAAAUGUGGGGCUAUGGAUUUGGCAAAGUUGAUCUUUGAUGAGAUGCCAGAGAGAAGUGUUGUAUCAUGGAAUUCUAUGAUUAUGGGAUAUGGGAGGCAAGGGCAUGGAGAAAAAGCUCUUGAAAUGUUCAUGGAGAUGGAAAAGUGUGGACUGAUGCCAAAUGAUGCCACUUUUACAUGCAUCCUAAGUGCAUGUAAUCAUACUGGGAUGGUGUUAGAGGGCUGGUGGUACUUCGAUAUAAUGCAUAGAGUUUACAAUAUAGAGCCCAAAAUUGAGCACUAUGGUUGCAUGGUUGAUCUCUUUGGCCGGGCUGGCUUGGUGCAUGAUUGUGAAGAACUUGUCAAGACAAUUCCCGUGCAAGCAGGAACAGCUCUGUGGGGGUCUGUACUUUCAGCGUGCAGGACCUACUCCAGACUAGAACUUGGACAGAUUGUUGCAAAGCGAUUAAUUGAUAUGGAACCAGGGGAUAUUGGGCCAUACGUGUUAUUGUCCAACAUAUAUGCCACAGAAGGGAGAUGGGACGAUGUGGAGAAUGUAAGAAAGUUGAUGAAAGAAAAGGGCACAGAAAAGGAAGCUGGGUCUAGCCUUGUGCACUUGAUGGAUUUACAAUCAGAUAUGUCUCAGAAAACUAGAUCAGCCCACAAGAGAAGCAUGGUUUACUCUAUGUUGAGUGAGAUGGGUGCUCAAUUGAAGUUGUCAUGCAGACAAUAGAACAGGAAGAGGAAUAUAUAUUCUUUGUGGAAGAAAUUAUCAAUAUUGGUUAUUCGGAGACCAAAUUCAUGAAUAGAAGGAUUAAACCAAUACAAAACUCCCUGCUAGAGAAGAUUGAGUUCAGUAAAUUACAUAUUUGAGGCAAAGGGUAAACAUUUGAUGAUUCUUUUUUAAACCAAAGAUUUCGCUCAGCAUAUGCAAAAAAUCAGAACGUGUUCGUGUUAAUAUUGAGUUGCGAUUAUUUGAGACGUAAGCAUGCUAGGCAACACUGAAGAGGUAAAAAGUUGACCUGAAUACCAAUUAUCUACCAGAUAUCCUAGCCCGGCUUCUGAAUUGAAGGUGAUGGUAUGACUUUUCGUGGUUCAUCGCUUGCAUAGACAAUAGGGUGAUUUCCUAAGUUAUGAUUGCCCAACUUCAUCGUGGAAUACUUUUGAUCUCUCAGUUUAUGAAUUAGCAUUGGCAUUCAAGUAUUCAAGGCCAUUGCUGCCCAGUAGAGAGGCUGCUGCAUCUGUGCUCUGUGCCAUCUGACUAAAGGCUCGCUGGCUGAGAAUGAAGUCAGUUCGAUCACUGAUUCCAUGGUCAGUUAUGACUACAGUUACUCCUUUAUCCAGGCAAUAAUAACUAAUUUGGGUAAUAACCUGCCCGAGAAUGGAUAAAACAAUCAGGACAGGUCUCAGACUUUCCAAGACUCUGCAUGAAAAGGAAACAUGCAACAGAGAUCAAGAGCCAUCUCAGGGGUGCCAUUUUAGGAGUAAGUUGCAAAUGCAGGGUAGAGGGAUGCAAAUGAAACAAGAAGUUGGUUGCAGAGGAAGUGGAUGAUGAGUUCUGCUGUAUUUAUAGAGCUAAACAAGCAAAUUGCCUCCUGUUCGGUAAAAUCUAUGACUUUGACGUUCUGUUCAAGUUCGAUUUGAAUUAAUGAAUUCUGUCAAGUUGGUACCCAGCAACUUUCUUAGACCACUUUCUGACCUUCCAUAGUUUAUAAUUUUUCAAGGCUGCAGUCUGGAAUCUGCAAAGACUCA
Molecule: messenger RNA, 3088 nt
Organism: Coffea arabica (coffee)
Lineage: Eukaryota; Viridiplantae; Streptophyta; Magnoliopsida; Gentianales; Rubiaceae
Source: RefSeq, a predicted model, not a curated record